AGACGAUAUAAAGAGAGUGACGAUGACUUUACAAAGCUUCCUAAAAACCCUAAAGGCAACCAAACGAACAUACCCAUGCUCAAUCUACAACCUCCUCAUCUGCUCUUCCUCUACAACCCAAAGCCCCAAUUCACCGGAAAAGCCAAUCUCCGAUCUCAGCCUCUCCACUCUUCGCCGCAUCGUAUCCGACCCAGACAUCAUCCUCGAAAACCCAUCUCUUUUCUCUUUCCGACCCGAUCUCAAGUUCUCACUCGCGCGGAAGCUGCUGAAACCCGACAUUCUCAGGUACCCUUUUCGCGAUAUCGCCUCUAGAGCUCUCGACGAAUGCGGUAGCGUCGAGGCGAAAGUCGUCGCGAGGCUCUUUAAUUCGAUGAUCACGGUGUAAUCAGACAACGGGAGGUACGAUGAAGUUGUCGAGGUUUUCGAGUGUAUGAAGAGCAACGAGGUCGAGAUCGAUGAAAAGACUUUGACUUUGCAUUUGCUGAACCUCAAAAGAAGCGAUGAGGUCGAGUUAGCCAACGACUUCUUUCGUCUGAUGGUCGCUUCGGAGUUGGGUGUUGCGUCUGUCUACUCUUUAACAGUUGUCGUCUCCGCGUUGUGUUGCAACGGAGAGAUCAAGACGGGAAGAGAGUUGGUGGAGGAGGUUGAGACUAUUAAGCCUAAUAUCGUCACGUUUAAGUCUAUGAUAGACUGUUGCGUCAAGAGAUGGAACUUCGAAGAGUUGGGUUUGGUUCUUGAGUUGAUGGGGAAGGAAAGCGUGAGUCUUGAUCUCGAUGCUUACAAGAUUUUGAUCGACGGUUUCGCUAGUUACGGUAAGGUCGAAGAGGCAGAGAAGUUGGUUUCGACGAUGCACGAUAAGCAGCUAAAGGUGGAGACUUAUCUGUAUAAUCUGAUCAUCAACGGGUACGCUCGAUUAGGAUUAGUGGAGAAAGCGGUUGAGAUACACAGCGUGAUGAGUUCUCGAGGUGUUGUUUCGAACAAGGAUACGUAUUGGGGAUUGGUGAAUGGGCUCUGCAGGGCAGGGAAAGUGUGCGAAGCUAUGAGAUUGACGGCGGAGUUGCGAGUGAGCGAGUUUGAGGUUGACGAAGCAAUGUAUAGGACAUUGAUUGAAGGGUGUUACAGAGCAGGAACGGUAGAUAACGCUCUGGAAAAAGUGGUGGCUGAGAUGGUUAGGGAAGGAUAUAUUCCUGAUGGUAAAGUAUUUGAAAGAUUAGCUGAUGUGUUGUUUGAAGUAAACCGGGAAGAGGCAGCAAUGGUGAUUACAUUCGUUGUUAAGAGCGGCAUCGAACCAAGUUCUUUGUGGCCUGAAAUGAAGAUGAUAUAA
Messenger RNA from Brassica oleracea var. oleracea, 1324 nucleotides. RefSeq names its product pentatricopeptide repeat-containing protein At2g28050. Gene Ontology annotation, molecular function: protein binding. The record is from RefSeq and is a predicted model, not a curated record. Lineage: Eukaryota; Viridiplantae; Streptophyta; Magnoliopsida; Brassicales; Brassicaceae.